This is a messenger RNA of Fundulus heteroclitus (mummichog), 2620 nucleotides long. RefSeq names its product FKBP prolyl isomerase 4 (gene fkbp4). The record is from RefSeq and is a predicted model, not a curated record. Gene Ontology annotation, molecular function: peptidyl-prolyl cis-trans isomerase activity; protein binding. The transcript is spliced from 11 exons. NCBI's taxonomy places the organism in Eukaryota, Metazoa, Chordata, Actinopteri, Cyprinodontiformes, Fundulidae. Bases 319 to 1683 code for a protein of 454 amino acids.
UCUGGAAAGUUCUCUGCUCUUCUUUAAGCGCCUGUCAGCUCAGCUGCCCCAAGUGGAAGCUGUUUCUCCGAGACCGCAGAUAACAGAGUUAUAGGGGGCAGUCGCCGGAAAUCCGAGGCCGUGCAUUUCGUUUCUAGCUGCAAAGAAAGAAGAAAGAAGUGGGGUUGCGAAGAGUUGAACGGCGCCGUGCUGCUACAUGUGUUGUCGUUAGUUGUCGCUUUGCAGGACUUGGCGUGGUUGGUAGCAAGUGUCAGUCCGUGCCGCGCUGUAGGGAUAGGAGUGAAUCUGACCCAUUAAAAAUAAUAAUAAAAAGAAGCCAUGACUGCAGAGGAGCAGAACAGCGAGGGGCAACACACCUUCCCCAUGGAGGGAGAAGACAUCACAGCGAAGAAAGAUGGAGGGGUUUUAAAGCUGGUGAAAAGGGAAGGCACGGGCGCCGAGUUCCCCAUGACCGGAGACAAAGUGUUUGUCCAUUAUGUGGGAACUCUGCUGGACGGCACACAUUUCGACUCCAGCAGGGACAGAGGAGAGAAGUUUUCCUUCGAGCUGGGCAAAGGACAAGUGAUUAAGGCAUGGGAUGUCGGCGUGGCCACAAUGAGAGUGGGAGAGCUGUGUCAGCUCAUCUGCAAGCCCGAGUAUGCCUAUGGGUCUGCAGGCAACCCGCCCAAGAUCCCCCCCAACGCCACGCUGAUUUUUGAGGUGGAGCUGUUUGAGUUCCGAGGGGAAGACAUAACGGAUGACGAAGACGGAGGGAUCAUCCGGCGCAUCGUCACUAAAGGAGAAGGUUAUUCCAAGCCCAACGAGGGAGCUGUUGUAGAAGUCGUUGUGCAGGGAACCUGCGACGGACGCGUGUUUGACGAGAGGGAGCUGAAGUUUGAGAUCGGGGACGGAGAGAGUUUUGGCUUGCCCGGCGGUGUGGAGAAAGCCAUCAUGGCCAUGGAGCAAGGAGAGGAGGCACUCUUCACUGUGAAGCCUAAAUACGGCUUUGGGAUCGCUGGAAAUGAGAAGUAUAAUAUUCCUGGGGGAGCAACGCUGCAGUACAAGAUUAAGCUGACGGCCUUUGAGAAGGCUAAGGAGUCCUGGGAAAUGAACACGGUUGAAAAGCUGGAGCAAAGCGGUAUCGUCAAAGAGAAAGGAACGCAGUGUUUUAAGGACGGAAAGUACAAGCAGGCGUCUGUGCAGUACAAAAAGAUAGUUUCGUGGCUGGAGCACGAGUCGGGCCUGUCGGACGAGGACGAGAAGAAGGCCAAAGCCCUGCGGCUGGCCGCCCACCUGAACCUGGCCAUGUGCUACCUUAAAAUGCACGAGCCAGCCAAAGCCCUGGAAAACUGCGACAAGGCGCUGGAAAUGGAUUCUGCGAACGAGAAGGCUCUGUUCCGACGGGCGGAGGCUCUGUACGGGAUCAAUGAGUUCGAGAGAGCAAGAGACGAUUUCCAGCGCGUCGUUCAGCUGUAUCCUUCCAACAAAGCCGCCAAGAGUCAGGUGGUCCUGUGUCAGAAACGCAUUAAGGAGCAGCACGAGAAGGACAAACGCAUCUAUGCCAACAUGUUCCAGAAAUUUGCAGAAAGGGAUUCAAAGCAGAAAGAUGCAGAGAAGGUGAAACCUGACGGCAAGGAGAACGGCGAGGAGGCCAUGGAGGUCGAAAACGGCGAAAAGGAAGCUCAGAGUGAAGCGAAAGCGUAGUUGGGCGAUUCGACUGUUAACGGUUCAAAUUGUACUUUGACUUUUUGUAACCGGCCAUCUGUGUUUUAAGGCGUGAUUGUGUAUAUAUGUAUAUGCGAGAAUGAGUGUCACUGAGAGCACCGACGUGGGGCGUGUCCCCGGCGCUUGGCCGCGUCCAGGCUCCUCGGUGUGGCAGCUAGCUGAGUGAGUGAGUGGGGCUUCCUCGGCUGACGGCACUGUGGGAGAAACGGAUCUAAUGAAUGAAUUCAGCGCCCUGGCCUUCGGCUCUGAACAUAUUCAGCCCACAGCUUUGAACCGUGCAUGGGAUGUUGCGGGUGGUGGGGGUGUGCGUGCAGAGCAUCACAAUCGUUCAAGGGCUCUGCCAUUUUAGCCUGCACCGUUUUCUGUCCCGUGUUCUUUAUCGUCGCUGUCCACCCGAGCCUCCUCGUGGGCCUACUGAUCAAUUGUCGGAGCGCGGAUGAUUGCGUGCGCGGAGCUGGCGUGUUUCGAAUGUGACUGGCCUGUGUGUGUACGUAGCAGCACUGUGGAUCAGCAUGACGUUAUAACAUGUUAGUCUGGAAGAGUCGCCAGGCUUUGAUCUUCUCUCAGCAUAACUGUGGGGGUUUUCCUUUAAGAGCCCUAGGGUACAGGACUGUUGGACUGUUCACUUCUCCUUUUGGAAAUAUUGACUUUGUACUUUCUUUCUUUCUAGUGUUGGUCUCGUGAUUCACUGUGUUGUUCUCAACAAAAAAAUGUAUAAAGUAGAACUGAUUAAGCAACUGGAAUCUGUGCAUAAGAGCCUUUGCAUCUUAGUCAGCAGUGCCUACAGGGACAAAAAGCUAAAGUAAUCGGCUAAAUAUAAGACGGGCUUCUUUUUUUCUUUUUUUUGAGUUUCUUUUGUUGGGAGGUCACUGCGUGGUGUGUCCUGACAGACUUAUAAUAAACUGUUCACUACAAA